AUGGAGCCGGCGGGCAAGGCACGCCGUUUUCCGCACCUGCCACUGCUGUACGCGCUGGUGGCCGCGCUGGCCGCCGCGCAGCUGGCCGGCUUCCUGCUGGUGCGCCACCAGCUGGCCGCCGCCGACCGUGUGUGUGCUGAGCGCGCGCUCCGUGCCGAGCGCCAGGCCGUUGUGCACGUGACCGACUUCCUGGUGAAGGCUACGCGCGGGCCACACGCUGAGUUCCGCCACGAUGAGGUGCUGACGCCGCCGCCGAGCGUGCGCCACCGGCGGCAGGCGACCGACCAGGCCGCUGCGAACGGCGCCUUCCUGGACCGUGGCCCCGAAUACACGGGCGCCAACGUUGAGUUCGUGCACCGCACCAAGACGGAGCGGCGCGAGGGCACCGAGGAGGGCAGCGGCGCUGCCGAGGAGGUCGACCCUGACAACCCGUGGGUGUGGCUCACCUCGUACUCCCGGAUACCGCUUGGAGCUAUGCAGGAGUUCUGUUCAGCGACGACAGAUUACUGUCCGCCGGGGAAGGCCGGCGACCAAGGCCUGCCCGGCCUACCCGGCAAAAUGGGCACCAAGGGUGAGUAG
Messenger RNA from Pollicipes pollicipes, 579 nucleotides. RefSeq lists its product as uncharacterized. The record is from RefSeq and is a predicted model, not a curated record. Bases 1 to 579 code for a protein of 192 amino acids. NCBI's taxonomy places the organism in Eukaryota, Metazoa, Arthropoda, Thecostraca, Pollicipedomorpha, Pollicipedidae. The transcript has 2 exons.